Arabidopsis arenosa is the source of this 1006-nucleotide messenger RNA. NCBI's taxonomy places the organism in Eukaryota, Viridiplantae, Streptophyta, Magnoliopsida, Brassicales, Brassicaceae. The record is from the annotation of a GenBank genome assembly.
AGAAUCAAAUCCCUAAUUGGCUAAUUCAAUGGCGAGGGGAGAAUCGGAUGGAGAGAGCUCAGGAAGUGGACGAGAGAGUUCGAGUUCCGGCGAAGAAUCGGAGCCAAAGGGGAAGAUCUCGGAAUAUGAGAAGCAGAGGUUCUCAAGGAUCGCUGAGAACAAAGCGAGGUUGGAUGCUCUCGGCAUCUCUAAAGCCGCCAAGGCUCUUGUGUCACCAUCUCCAAUUUCCAAAAAACGUAGAGUAAAGUGGAAUUCCGGUGAAGAAGACGAUGAUUAUACACCCGGAAACGCCGAUGAUGAUGAGGACGAUGACGAAGUAGAAGAAAUUGACGAUGACGAAGACGAGGAGUUUCUGGGUAAUUCAUCUUGUGUUUCCCGUAAACGAAAGAACAAGGCCUCUGCUUCCAAGAGAAAACUCUUAUCUAAGAAGAUUUUCAAUACAUCAGAUGAUGAGUACGAUGACUUAAACAAGGCAAUAGCGCUUUCUCUACAGGACUCUGUUGCAGGAGGCUCUCAAAGUCGUACUACCCCUACCAAAACUAUGAGAAACGAUAAAGAGGCUGCAACUUUGAAGAAGAAAGCACCGGAUUUGAUGAGCAAGAUGCAGAUGACACAGGAUGAAUUGGUCAUAUACUUCUGUCAGUUUGAUGAAGCUGGAAAAGGGUUCAUUACUCUGAGAGAUGUGGCGAAAAUGGCGACGGUGCAUGACUUCACAUGGACAGAAGAGGAAUUACAAGACAUGCUUCGUUGCUUUGACAUGGACAAGGACGGAAAGCUAAGCUUGGAUGAGUUCAGGAAGAUUGUUUCGCGAUGUCGCAUGUUGAAAGAAUCUUGAUGGGUAAUGUGUAAUUUAUGCUGUGAUUUUGGGUGACUACUAGUUUAAUGAUGAUUCUCCAAACUUUUGUUUUCUCUCUUCUUGUGAGAAGUCAACAUUAAUAAUGUUUGUAAUUCUCUAUCAGUUCAAACUGUAAAUUGGAUGUCUAAACUAUAAAGUAGAAGUAGAAUA